UGAAAGUGUUGAGGUCAGUGUGGAUUCAAAUUUCAUACCAUUCAAAUCGGAGAUUCAAUUAACUCACAAGAUUUUAAGUCCAAAGCGAUCUGCUUCUUGCUAUAAAAAUCAGUUGAUUCAUUGGUAUAGUUUUAAAUUCAAACAUUCGUGAUCAUCAUUAUUCAACUUUGAAUCGGUGGAAAAAAAAUGAAUAUCGGUUUGGUUGUGAUUUUCUGUUUGCUUGGAAUCGUAUGCGGAAAGACAUUUGACUAUGUCGUAACGGGGUCUAUUGAGAGCGUUUUUUACGGAUCGAGUAAAGAGUGGCCGUGCUACGUUGCGGUACGUAGUAACGACGAAAAUAAUUCAAAUACAUUGUUCUAUCAUGCAGCCAACAAUAUUCCGAUUUGUGAAUUUGCCGAACGAUCACGAACCAAAGAUGUGCAAGUUAAUUUAUAUGGUAAAACUUAUCCAGGACAAAAUAAUGCGGUAGACAGCAUUGAAUAUUCUGAUACAAAUGCCAAAUUCUGGUAUCGCUAUUGACUUUCAUUUAUUCAGUCGAAAUGAGAUGAGAUAUUUUAACCAUGGACAAAUUGCUUCAAUCUAUUUUACUUCGCUUCAUUUUAAGUUCAUUGUUGAAUAAUGAUUAUUUUAAUUAAAUAUUUACAUGAGCAAUGAAAAUAAAUCUCAUACAGAAAAAAAA
This is a messenger RNA of Sitodiplosis mosellana (orange wheat blossom midge), 679 nucleotides long. RefSeq lists its product as uncharacterized. Lineage: Eukaryota; Metazoa; Arthropoda; Insecta; Diptera; Cecidomyiidae. The record is from RefSeq and is a predicted model, not a curated record. The transcript is spliced from 2 exons. The coding region runs from base 187 to 519 and encodes 110 amino acids.